GGAGCCGUGGCAAAAGAGUCGACUCCCAGGAAAAGAGACGAACCUCCCAUGACUAGUUGGAAGAAGCGCGAUAUUUCCGAUUCGACGCGAAGGCAUCGUUGUGACGUUUCCGUCUCUCCUCGCAGGCUGCACCCGUGGCUAAAGCUAAGAUAAACUAAGCUAAGCUAGUUAGCGAUGUCAGGUGUCGAGGAAACUUCAAAUGACUGCGCAGAACAGCAGGAAGACCAGGAGUUUAACGUAGAGGUUGAUGACCACCUCGAGGAGGAUUAUGGCGACGACCCGACUCGAUACAAGUUUUACAGGGACAGAAAGGAGUGGUCUGACCUGGAGCCUGUCCCUCAGGACGAUGGACCAAAUCCUGUGGUGAAGAUCGCUUACUCUGAAAAGUUCUCAGAUGUUUAUGACUAUUUCCGUGCACUCCUGAAGAAUGAUGAGAGAAGUGAACGGGCUUUCGCUUUGACAGCCGAGGCCAUUGAGCUAAAUGCUGCAAAUUACACAGUCUGGCACUACAGGCGAGUGCUCCUGCAAGCCCUCUCAAAGGACCUGAGGGAGGAGAUGAGGUACAUUACGAACAUCAUCGAGGAGCAGCCCAAAAACUAUCAAGUCUGGCAUCACAGACGUAUGGUGGUAGAGUGGUUGAAUGACCCCUCGGAGGAACUGGAGUUCAUCGCGGACAUUCUCAGCCAGGACGCAAAGAACUACCACGCCUGGCAGCACAGACAGUGGGUCAUCCAGGAGUACAAACUGUGGGAAGGCGAGCUGGACUUUGUGGAGAAUCUUUUGGAAGAAGAUGUGAGGAAUAACUCCGCGUGGAACCAGAGGCAUUUUGUCAUUUCUCACACUACAGGCUUCUCAGAUCCAGCCGUGGUGGAGAGAGAGAUUCAGUAUUGCGUGAACCAGAUCAGGAAGGCUCCUCACAAUGAGAGUGUGUGGAAUUAUUUAAAAGGGAUGCUGCAAGACCGAGGUCUAUCAUCUCAGCCAGGUCUGCUGGAAAAGGUCCUGGAGCUGAAAGAGACACAUUGCUCGUCUUAUCUUCUAGCCUUUCUGUUUGACUGCUACGAAGACGCCUUAGAGAACAAUGCGCAAAAGGAAACGGUGAAUGAAGAGGAACAAAAGGAAACCCUAAGAAAGGCUCUUGAAAUUUGUGACCAUCUGGCACGAGAGAAGGACACCGUUCGUAAGGAGUACUGGCAGUUUUUGGGACGUUCUUUAAAGAGCAAACACGGAAGCAGUGACGAACCUGUGGCAGACAAUCCAGAGCAGUCGGUCCCCGCGUCCGCCCCGCAGGAGGUCAGCUAGACCGUUUCCUCUCCCCGUCCUGCUUCAUCGUGUCAUCACGGAGGUUGAUAUUACUGUAAAUUGCGGAAGAAGUUUAAAAAAAUCUCAACACACCAAGAAGAAUGCACUGCGUUUGAAAGCCCCCCCCCCUCUAACUAAUGUGUCAUUAUGUUUGCUAAGAUGGAGAAGUGGAUUUCAUGUUAAUUAUUUCUCACCUUAAUUAAAACUUAAAUAACCCCCAGAUAAGUUUUUGUCUUCGAUCUGGAAAUCAUUGAGCCGUUUUAACCUCACCUUUAGUUUUAUGAGACUGUCUGCAGUUCUUGUGCUUUGAAUCUGACUGUGUAAUUAUUAUUGUUUUACUCCUCUGAACUUUCCUCACCUGUGUCAGCGUGUUUGCAAGCACCGUCAAUAACCAAUUUAUAGUUCUGAGUAUUUGGAGGCCGUUAAUGAUCAGAGUAAAACAAUAUGAACUGGACCGCUUUGAAAUAUUUAGUUUCUAUCACACGUUAAAUAAUGUAGCCUGAGUUGAUUGACUCGAUGCAUUUUGGCGACGUAAAGUGUCUCUAAAGCUCAGGACACACAAAACUGAUGCCAGAGAAGCAUCUCGUCAAAUCAUCUGCGUUGAGACGACGUAUGUUCUGCACCUGCAUGACAGGAAAUAUGUCUACGCACCAGCAGGUGGCAGUAGUCUGUAGUUGUUACCCAGAACUGGAAACUGUAAGAGUCACUGUUGAAGAGAGCAACGCGUUGCACACUUCUCCUGAAUCAUGCUGAUUUUUUAUUUUUUUUUCCCCCCGUGUGUGUGAGACAUCCAUGAGUUAUUGUUUGUUCACUUUCACAAGUUCCAUUUAUUUAUUUUUUUUUCUGUUGUUGCUAAGAUCAGUCACCGACACCCUCCAAUGCAGACUCUGCUAAAAAGCUGGUAACAGGUCAGACUAGUGCCAGUGGUGCAGGACACCACCACAACUAGCCUGACUACGUGCUCAGUGUAUCACAGGCCCACGGGAUGUCAUAUUUUUUGAAUUUUACUCCCCAGAGAUCCAAACAGUGUGACCUGUCAUCAGCUGCACCUGCUCUCAAUGGCAAAAAGAUAAAUGUGAUGGAACGGUUUAUGUAACUUCAUCAAUUUGUCAUCAUUUUGUUAAUUCAUUUGUAAAAAAAAAAACCUUUAACUCCCAAUAAGACUUGAAUUGGAUUCUUGUUUGCAUGCAGACAUGCUUUUAACAUACAUCUAUGAAAAUGUUUUGAUCGUUUGGUUGCAUUUGUCGGACUUACUUGUGUUUUUUUUAGAAGCAUCGCUAAAAUAAUUUUGUAGUAACAUGACGUUUGUUUGUAAAACUUUUUUUUUUUUUUUGUCAGUUAAAAUAAAGCAGGUGAGAAACUAAA
Messenger RNA from Mugil cephalus (flathead mullet), 2664 nucleotides. RefSeq names its product farnesyltransferase, CAAX box, alpha (gene fnta). Bases 175 to 1299 code for a protein of 374 amino acids. Gene Ontology annotation, biological process: protein geranylgeranylation; protein farnesylation. Gene Ontology annotation, molecular function: protein farnesyltransferase activity; CAAX-protein geranylgeranyltransferase activity. Gene Ontology annotation, cellular component: CAAX-protein geranylgeranyltransferase complex; cytoplasm; protein farnesyltransferase complex. The record is from RefSeq and is a predicted model, not a curated record. Lineage: Eukaryota; Metazoa; Chordata; Actinopteri; Mugiliformes; Mugilidae. The transcript is spliced from 9 exons.